This is a messenger RNA of Cryptomeria japonica (Japanese cedar), 1133 nucleotides long. RefSeq names its product caffeoyl-CoA O-methyltransferase 1. The record is from RefSeq and is a predicted model, not a curated record. The transcript is spliced from 5 exons. The coding region runs from base 191 to 922 and encodes 243 amino acids. Lineage: Eukaryota; Viridiplantae; Streptophyta; Pinopsida; Cupressales; Cupressaceae. Gene Ontology annotation, molecular function: S-adenosylmethionine-dependent methyltransferase activity; O-methyltransferase activity.
UUCCCGACUUUGAUUGCUUUUAUGAACAAACUUUAAAAAACUGGAGUACCACAUUAGUUUAGCGCGUCCGAUGUGCAGUUCCUAGUUUGUCACUGUGACCGCCUUUCGGAGGCAUUUCAGUUCAAUAUACUGAUCUGAUUACAUAGCUCAUAUUUUCGUCUGUACUUCGAAACAUCUCAAGCAGUUAUCAAUGGCGGAGAACAAUCAAGGAACAUCUCAAAAUGCCAAUGUGGAAACCCAAAAACAUCUCCUGCAAAGUGAUGCCCUCUACCAGUAUAUUCUUGAAACAAGCGUUUAUCCCCGUGAACCAGAAUGUUUGAAAGAACUCAGAGAUCUCACUGCAAAACAUCCACAUGCCAUUAUAGCUAUUCCAGCUCACGAAGCUCAAUUUUUGAUGCUUCUGUUGAAACUAAUAAAUGCUAAGAAGACUCUAGAGAUUGGCGUUUUCACAGGAUAUUCUCUGCUCUGCACAGCUCUUGCUCUGCCCACUGACGGAAAGGUCAUAGGCAUCGAUAUAAACAGAGAACCAUAUGACUUGGGGAGGCCUAUCAUUGAGUCAGCAGGAAUUGCCCACAAAAUUGAUUUCAGAGAGGGCCCUGCUUUGCCCAUUUUGGAUGAAUUCAUACAACAUGAGGAGAUGGUGGGGUGUUUUGAUUUUGCAUUUGUAGAUGCAGACAAACACAACGCUCUGAACUACCAUGAACGUCUGCUGAGAUUGGUGAAGAUUGGAGGACUUAUUUGUUUCGACAAUUCACUGUGGUGUGGUACUGUUGCUGGGUGUGUUGCAACCCUGCCUGAACAAGUGAUAAAUGCAACACACUAUGUAAUUGAGCUGAACAAGGCACUUGCUGCUGACAAACGUAUAGAGAUUUGCCAGUUGCCUAUUGGUGAUGGGCUCACCUUAUGUAGGCGCAUUUCCUAGGCAGGUUUCAGGUUUGUGUUUGUUGUGUUGUUUUAAGGAAUUAUGAGAAGAGAGACAGAGGUGUCAACUGGAAGUCUGUUAGUUGCAUGCAUGUCAAAUUAUUUUCAUCAACUAUGGGUUUUAUAAAUUAUCUAUUCUUGAAAGUUUUAUUUUGUAUUCAUGAACUCAAAAAUUGAGAAGCAGUAAAGGUUACAAGGUUUAAUGUGUGUUA